Molecule: messenger RNA, 1947 nt
Organism: Cladophialophora psammophila CBS 110553
Lineage: Eukaryota; Fungi; Ascomycota; Eurotiomycetes; Chaetothyriales; Herpotrichiellaceae
Exons: 1
Coding region: 1-1947 (648 amino acids)
Molecular function (GO): NADP binding; flavin adenine dinucleotide binding; N,N-dimethylaniline monooxygenase activity
Source: RefSeq, a predicted model, not a curated record
AUGGCCCCAGAUGCGAGUAUCCCUGUGAAUGGAAUUCCAGUAAAUGGAACCUAUCCAAUUGAUGAGGCUUUUAUCCGCACAGCGAUCGACAAGUCCAAUCUAAAUGCCCUGCGACUUGCCCUGCUCCAGGUGACCGGUGACCCAGACCUUGCCAACAUGCACAUACGACGUCAUGCCAUCCGUGGUGGCGCCAUGUUUGCACAUGUUGUGGCCGACGAAGACAUUCCGGCCCUGAAGGAAAAGGCGUUUGUCUAUCUCUCAAAGCUCAAGGCCGACGAUGCCAUCCCGCCACCACCGUCAAAAGGCGAGGCCAAGAAGUUGAUGGACGUCUUCGGCGACAAGCCUGUGGGAGAGCGCGAGUUCGAGUACGAUUACGAGGAGCUGGCAUACGAAGAAUUUCCCCGCACCGCGGAAUGGACAGCGAAGAAACCUUCGGCCGAAAAGAUUGCCAAAUUCAAAGUGGUCGUCAUUGGCGGUGGCAUCAGCGGGAUCGCGGCUGCUGUGCAGUUCAAGAGGCUCGGCCUCAACUUCAUGGUACUCGAGCGGCAGGCAGAUAUCGGCGGCACCUGGCUCCUCAAUUCGUAUCCCGACGCGCGCGUCGACACGUCGAGCUAUCUAUUUCAGUUUAAGUUCGUCAAGAACUACCCAUGGACGGAGUAUUUUGCCUCAGCUGGGGAAACGCGGAACUAUCUGAAGAACGUGGCUGAGCGAUACCACGUUAGGGAUCACUUUCACUUCAACCGUGAGGUAGUCAGUGCCGUCUGGCACGAGGAUGAGAGCGAGUGGGAGCUCACCGUGAAGGUUACCGAUGGUGAUACGGAGACCAUCAAGUGCAAUGCCGUCGUUAGCGGUAGCGGCCUCUUCGCCACACCCAACAAGCCAAAUAUAAAGGGCAUAAAAGACUACAAGAGGCCUGUUUUUCACACCGCCCACUGGGACCACAGCGUUGAUUAUCGCAACAAACGCGUGGCCCUUCUGGGCACAGGGUCGACUGGCACCCAGCUCGCUCCCACCGUUGCCUCAGAGGCCAAGUCUCUCACUGUCUACCAGCGCACGCCAAACUGGAUCAUGAAUAUGGAUGGCUAUCGCGCGCGUACCGACGGCCAUGUGAGGUACAUGUUCGAUCACAUGCCUUACUACUGGAACUGGUAUUGCUAUUCAAGUCAUGUAACAUCUCAGCAGCUGCAGUAUCUACAGAAAUACGACAGGGACUGGCAGGCAAAGGGCGGUCUCAUCAACGAGCGUAACGACAUUGUGCGCCGAAACCUGACCGAGUACAUUACAUCCAAGGCAAAGGGCAUCCCGGGCCUGCUAGAGAAGAUAUUGCCCAAGCAUGCGCCGCUGGUGCGCCGGCUGGUUGUGGACAACGGCUUCUAUGACAUGCUGCGGCGCGACAACGUGGGGCUCGUCACGGAGGACAUCGACACAUUCACCGAAACAGGCAUCAAGACGGCCGACGGUGUGGAGCGCGAGUUCGAUCUUGUCAUCCUCGGGACCGGCUUCAAGGUGCAACAAUACUUUUGGCCGUGUAAGUAUGUCGGGCGAAACGGGGCUACGCUGGAAGAGCUGUGGAAGAAGGAUGGCCCGCGUUCAUACCUCGGUCUCGUCAUACCGGGCUUUCCCAACUUCUUCAGCUUUUAUGGCCCGAACCACCAGCCACGCUCGGGCGGAUUUUACUCUUGGGGCGAGAUCUGGUCGCGGUACACUGCCACUGCAAUCAUACACCUGAUUGAGAACGACAAAAAGUCGAUGGACUGCCGCAAGGAUGUCUUUGAUGAGUACAACACCAAGCUCGACGCCGCGGCCAAAGAACUCAUCUGGGAAGAGGAGGGUCACGGAUACUACGUCAACGAGCACGGCCGCCAGAGCAUCAACGCCCCGUGGACCACUGCUGACUACCAUCACAUGGUGCUCACGCCCGACUUUGCCGACUUUGACAUCCGGUAA